UGAGACGAAUGCAGGGUUCCGAGUAUAGUGAGCGCAGCGGAAGGGUCUAGGUACAGCGACUCUUGUGUGUAACGAUGGGCGUCUCUGACAGAAGCUCGUGAUCGCCGCCCACGCUCUCGUUUGGCAAUGACCGGACAUUUCGACACGAAUCGAUCGGCAGGCAAAACUUCGGACCUCGGCAAAACUCUCGAUGACGUAAAGUCAAUUCAGUCGCGUCUGACUUGCCACCCAACUACGGAUAAAUUUGCGCUCGCUCUCUUGCUCGUGAACACACUCACAUAGACAGACAAGCACCGUAUAAACCAUACGAACCACAAGUAGAACAUGACUUCUUCACCAGAACAGUUCACGGCCUUUGCCGCCAUGACCCUCGACAAGGGCAAGGCGCUCGAGGUCGAAAAGUGGGAGUACAAGCCCACUGCUUUCAACGAUGAGAUGAUUGACAUCAAGGUCUCUGCGUGCGGCAUCUGUGGAUCAUGCAUCCACUCCAUCAGGGGCGAAUGGGGAACGCCAGAGGACAUGUUCCCUUUCGUGGCCGGACAUGAAGUCGUCGGCACUGUUGCCCGCGUUGGCAAGAACAGCUCGUUCAAGGUUGGCCAGCGUGUCGGACUUGGUGCCCAAGGCGGCAGCUGUGGCGAGUGCAGCCAAUGCAAGGAGCACCACGAGCCAUACUGUGAGAAGGGCAUGAUUGGCACCUACGGCGGCAAGUAUGGUGACGGCGUCCAGUCACAAGGCGGCUACGGCGACUAUGUUCGCGCCCAUGAGCGCCUCGUCGUCGCUAUUCCUGACGAGCUUUCAGACGAGGUCGCCGCACCCAUGAUGUGCGCUGGUGUCACUACCUACUCGCCUCUGGUUCGCUUCGGCGCAGGACCAGGCAAGAAGGUUGCUAUCGCCGGCAUUGGCGGUCUCGGCCAUCUCGGUCUGCAAUGGUCAAAGGCACUCGGUGCAGAGACUUACGCGCUCUCGCAUUCGGACUCGAAGAAGAAAGAUGCUGGCGAGCUCGGCAUCAACGACGAGCAUUUCAUCGUCUACAACGACAUGGAGGCGACAGCCAAGAAAUGGAAGAGCACUUUCGAUCUCAUCGUCGUCACCUCUUUCGCUGACCACAUCCCCAUCAAGGAGCUCUACAUGCCCUUGCUGCGCGCUGAGGGCACCGUCUGCUUCCUCGGUUUGCCCACUCAGCCUAUCAAGGAGCUACCGCUCGGUCUAUUCGUUCAUGGCGGCAAGAGCAUGGCUGGCUCUAUCAUUGGUUCGCCUGAUGAGAUCAGAGACAUGCUCAAGCUGGCUGUCCAGAAGAAGGUCCGCACAUGGGUCCAGACCGUGCCCAUGUCAGACAGCAAGAGUGUUUCGCAAGCACUCAAGGACAUGCGCGGCGGAAAGGCCCAUUACCGCAUUGUCUUGACCAACGAGCACUCUGCAUAGACAUCCCUAUCUGAUCAAAAGCAACGAACUCGAAAUAUAAUAGAAUGACAUGCAUUGUC
Messenger RNA from Mixia osmundae IAM 14324, 1481 nucleotides. RefSeq lists its product as uncharacterized. Gene Ontology annotation, molecular function: zinc ion binding; alcohol dehydrogenase (NADP+) activity. The coding region runs from base 325 to 1422 and encodes 365 amino acids. Gene Ontology annotation, biological process: alcohol metabolic process. NCBI's taxonomy places the organism in Eukaryota, Fungi, Basidiomycota, Mixiomycetes, Mixiales, Mixiaceae. The record is from RefSeq and is a predicted model, not a curated record. The transcript has 3 exons.